AUGUAUGACAACAUCUCUGAUUUCACAAGAUAUGAUGACGACCAUGACCCCGAACACGGUGAAGAAGAAGUUUUACAAACAUCCAUUAAGACAGGAAAGGUUUUAACUCAAAGUCUCAUUAUUGACACCAAAGAUGGCGAAGUAGACGUUCUUCAAGAGCUGAAGAAAAAUACUUCUGAAGGAGGUGGUGGUAGGCAUGAACUUGAAAUAAAUGAGAUAGAAGAGAAAUUAGCCGAAAAAGCAGAUAAAAACCAUGUUCAUUAUAUAAGUUCAGACGAACAGAUUAUAACGGACUACCAUGGAUAUUUAACACAGGAUGAACAAAUAAGCACCGAAGAUGUUAAUGAAAGAAGAUAUAAAUUCAUUCGUGCUAAAGGUUAUGACAUACACUGUACUGUACAGUAUGACACAGGUAAAGCACCAGAAGCAUUUGGUUAUAACGAUGAAAUAUAUGCUUCAUACUUCUCUGUUAACGGUGUAUUAGUUGAACCAAGAUUUACUUUGAGAGUUAAGGCAAAAAUAACUUUUGAAGAUGCUAUUAAAAGUAAAGCUGACAAAGAUGAACUUGACGCAACGAACAAAGUUUUGAAAUCUCAUAAACACAAUAUCUCCGAUAUAAAUGAACUUCAAGCUACAUUA
Trichomonas vaginalis G3 is the source of this 639-nucleotide messenger RNA. Its product is annotated as keratin-associated protein family. The record is from RefSeq and is a predicted model, not a curated record. The annotation marks the transcript as partial. NCBI's taxonomy places the organism in Eukaryota, Parabasalia, Trichomonadida, Trichomonadidae. The transcript has a single exon.